Sesamum indicum (sesame) is the source of this 925-nucleotide messenger RNA. Lineage: Eukaryota; Viridiplantae; Streptophyta; Magnoliopsida; Lamiales; Pedaliaceae. The record is from RefSeq and is a predicted model, not a curated record.
AUCUUUUACUCGCGUGACUUUGAAAUUUGACGAAGGUAAAGUGAAAGUGUGAAACUGAAUCAUCGUCACUCUCAUUCUUCAUUCUUCACCUCUUCAGUUUCACUGUUUUGGUUUUGUCGUAGAAAAAUUACAGAGCAGAAAAUGGAUUUCCGGAGUUUUGUUUCCCUUGCCAUCUUCUUGUCCGCUCUGCUGCUCUCUUCCUCUCCUCAGGUUUUAGCAGAAGAUGUAUCAUCAAUGGUCGAGGCAUCGCUUAAAGUAUCGACUCCGUUUUCCACUGAACUGGAUACUCUCCAGAAGCAGAUCAAUUAUACGUUUAGGAGUGUUGGAUUGUUGCGACGCCCAAUGACACAUGCCUCCUUUUCGGAGGAGAACAACAAGGCAUUGAGCAUAUUGGGUGCAAGCAUAAUUGAGACCUCCGUCUCGCUUCAAUCACUAAUCAAAGAUGUGGAUAUUUCAGCAAAGGACUUGAACGUAAAGAUUGCCGAUGUAUCUAAAGUGGAGAGUUCCUGUAAUUCAGACGGAACCCGUCUGGGGCUGCAAAAGAUAGUGAGGGUCUCACAUAAGACAAAUGUCACGUCUCCAGCUGUGGUUUGUGGUGCAUUCCGUGCAAUUUUCGGGGCAAUUGCGAUUGAUGCUGUGAGUUCUGAUGAGGCUGGGCGGAUCUACGGGAAAGUUCAUAGUGGCAUCGGGAGAGCUGCGACUAUGUAGGUAAAGAUUGUGAAUAUUGUAUAUGUUAUUAGUAUGCUUGGAACUUGGUUGACAUUUGUUGCAUGUAUGUAUAUUUGCUUGCUAAAGUUGGGCUGGGAAUUUAUGGUUUUUGAGUUUGAUCUUAAGGACGGUACUAUCUGUAAGUUGUGCUGUGUUUACCGCUGGAAUGAUAUUUGAAUUUGUAGUUCAUUAAUUUGGUGUGAGCAUUUUUCAGUGA